Molecule: messenger RNA, 5055 nt
Organism: Betta splendens (Siamese fighting fish)
Lineage: Eukaryota; Metazoa; Chordata; Actinopteri; Anabantiformes; Osphronemidae
Gene: mchr2b
Product: melanin-concentrating hormone receptor 2
Exons: 2
Coding region: 2112-3152 (346 amino acids)
Biological process (GO): neuropeptide signaling pathway
Cellular component (GO): membrane; neuron projection
Molecular function (GO): G protein-coupled receptor activity; neuropeptide binding
Source: RefSeq, a predicted model, not a curated record
GUCGUGUGUAGCACAUGUGCUCUCCAGCGUAGCUUGAUGCUUUUGCUGCACUGAUGGAGCCUCACUGUGGGCUUCUGUGAUCAGCUGGAGCCUUUAUGAGCCGCCUCAGGCGCCGUGGUGCCAUCACACAACACUAAUAUACUACAUGUGAGUAUUAACAGAGCUUCAUUGUGAGCAAAGAGCAAAUCCCUAUUUCAUUUCUCUAAACUGCCUGCAUAGGGUGAAUAUUUAUUUUUAAGGCCUACGUCGUUUAUACCAAUAGUUAGUUGUGUUUUCCCAUAAACUUGUACCACUGUGGCAUCAGCCCUAAAACAUGACACAUAAGGCACUUGCUGGAAAAUGAUGCACCCUAGCAUGCGUAUGAUUAAUUACAGCGGUGACCACAGCGGCAGCGGCUCGGUGACUGAGUACUGUCUGUUUAAUGAACAGCACAUAAUAAUUAGCAUUCCAGGACCUUGAGGUUUUGCUCAAGUGCCCUUUAGCAAAGCGUUUCACCGAGGGAUUAAAACAAGUCCUCUACAAAGUUUUUUCUCCUCCUGGCUUCGAUUUCACAUAAUCUGAAAGUCAAAGUCAAAACCCCACGGACUUGUUGCUUCAGUCUUACCGACAUUGUGCUGCUCUGUAUGGUUCUGACUUGUAGAUUCAAGCUUCAUACACACCCUCGAUGACACCAAUUACACUCUAAUUUCCAUCUGCCGGCAAGAAGAGUUUACGUUCACACGUCUAAAUUGAAGAGAUCAAGAUGAUAAAGUAUAAAUGAAUAAUGUGAUUUUCAUUCGUUACCCGGCGUUGCAGCCGGCUUGAAAAAUUCAUUCAUGCUGGAGUUCUGUGGCGGCGAGGAACAGCGAAGGGAACAAAGUAUUCUGGAGGAAAGAUGAGGUGAAAAUAAUGAUAUUACGCUGCGCUUUGAUUGGCAGGCGGAACAGAAAGGAGGAAUCACAGAGAAUGAACAAACAGCGCCUGAAAGCGGCGGGAGAGGAGUCGAACGCAUUGGCGCUGACCUGUGGUCAAAUCCCAGCAGAGCCGCUUUCUGCUGAGACGCUUCAAACCCGGCUCAGCCAGUGUCCUUUAAAGGCGAAGCCAGUGACGGGAGAACAAAGCUCCGAAGGAAACCGCGUCUCCGCUAGAAAGGUUACAGAGAAGCCUUAAGGGCGUCAGAGCCGUUAAACACAGACACGCCGGCUGUCGACUGGAUCACUUCUGAGUCGUGCAGUUGAAACCAGUCGUAACUGGCGGCAAACAGGAAGGAGGGUUCUUAAAAUGGGUGUUUUGCCCUUCAGAUGUGCAGGAUGGAGGAGAAGCAGCAACACCGCAGAAGGUUUUACUUCAAUGUCUCUGCACGUGAUGCCUUGUUUGCAUGUUUGUAGCUUCAGCGCAACUCAAAUGAAGAACUCCUCUUGUAAUAAAGCGAUUGAGAAGGUUUUGUGCAUCUGAGGGUAAAAAUUAUUUUUGAGCUGAAGACAAAUCUCUUAUUGUGUGAAUGUAACUGAAACAAGAGGCCCACUUGUGGAGCUUCUGUAAUAAAAGUCCCUUUGAUUUGCUUGCAUUUCAUCCUCCCAGCUUCUUAAAGCCUCUAAUAUACAAUUGGAGAUAUCAUUUCUAUGGUUUCCAUGUUUGCAUCUUGAGGUUUUAACAUAAAAGCCUUGUCAUUUCUCACUGUCGAGCAGCAUCACUUCAAGCUUUCAUCCUUUAAUAAAAUUAGCCGCAACAGAAUCAAUAUAUAGGCUUGUUUACUCCUCUGAUUUGGUGGAACUAGACCGACGUUUGAUGGUUUCAUGUUCAAAGUUGCUUCCUUUGAUUCGUUUUUCCUAUAAUGACACAACUAAUUAUCUUUGAAGGGAGGGAACUGCGUCUCCGCCGGAGCGCACACAGUUUGGUAAAAGCGCACAGAGGACGCGCACUGCGCACAGUCAGAUCUUAGAUAAACAUGUUCCAGCGGCCACCAGUGCUCGUGCAGUCAUAUUUGAUUCGAUUUGGCGGCUCUGCGAUGUCAUUCGCCGUUUAGGAGGAAAAGGCACAGGGACGGAGCGGGACACUGCGCUGUGCGCCACUUUGCUGCCCAACUUUGGGGAGUUGCGCCUGCUUCGCGUCACUCGCCGCCGCGCCUGAAGAUGAACGGCACGGACGCACUGUGCAACAACAGCCAAAGCGGCAACCUGAGCGAGCCGCCGUGUAUCAACUCAGCCCCGUCGCCCUACAGCUACAUCGACAUCACAACUUUCAUGCACAUCUUCCCGUCAAUCUACGGGAUCCUGUGCUCCGUCGGCGUCAUCGCCAACGGGCUCGUCAUCUACGCGGUGGCGGCGUGCAAGAAGAAGAUGGUGUCGGACAUCUAUGUGUUGAACUUGGCCAUAGCGGACACGCUCUUCCUGCUCGUGAUGCCCUUCAACAUCCACCAGCUGGUCAGAGACAGACAGUGGGUCUUCGGGAGCUUCAUGUGUAAGGCGGUGGUGGUGGUGGACGUCAGCAACCAGUUCACAACUGUGGGCAUCGUUACCGUGUUGUGCAUUGAUCGGUACAUUGCUAUCGUCCACCCCACGUCGGAGAAGAGGACCAUCCAGUGGACCAUCGUCAUCAACCUGCUGGUGUGGCUGGGCAGCUUCCUCCUCACCGUGCCCGUCAUGAUGUACGCCACCGUGGAGCGCAAGGAGCAUUUCGAGGUGUGCAUUAUGGCCCUGGAGGGACCCGAGGACAUGUACUGGUACACGCUCUACCAGUCCAUCCUGGGCUUCAUCAUCCCCCUCAUCAUCAUCAGCACGUUCUACUCGCUCACCCUCUACCACGUGUUCAGCUCCAUCCGGCGGGUCAAGCGGAAGCACUCGGUUUGGGCCAAAACCGCCACCAAGAUGGUGCUGAUGGUCAUCGCCGUGUUCCUGAUCUGCUGGUCGCCCUACCACGUGAUCCAGGUCAUCAACCUGAGGAACACGUCCCCCACCAUCCCCUUCAUCUACGCCUACAACAUCAGCAUCUGCCUCAGCUACUCCCACAGCUGCAUCAACCCGCUCAUGCUGCUGAUCUUCGCCCAGAACUACCGCGAGCGCCUCUGCCGCAGGAGCGCGCUGCUCAGCUCCCAGCACUCGUCCAAGCUGACGGUGGUCAAGCCGGAGGCCUCCAGCGGCGCUAACGACGCCUACCGCUGCAACGUCAUCUAACGGUGUCUGAGGAGGCUCAGGCGUGAAGGGACCACGGGGAGGAGGCUCUUCUGGUCUCUAGAAGCACAGGUUGCAUCUAGUACCAUGCUGACACACAGUAAGCGCAGCUCAUGGGUUCUGACCAACAUUGGCACGUUGGAGGAUGAACACAGCGUUCAGCAGGCGACUCAAUAUUAGCUUCACAAUGAAAUUUGAAUUGGACUAAUUCGAUGUUUAAGAUCAGCAUUGUGACGGCUAGACUUGACCUGUAGCCAGAGACGAGGGUCGCUGUCCAAUAAAUGUAAUAAUGAGGUUACGCUUUAUAAUGUAUAAUAUAUCAUUAUAUUACCACAAUCAUAAAAUUGUACAUACUGUACAUUUACAGUAUGAAUCAGUGAUCAAUCAGUGGAACCUAGAGGAGCCGUCAGUGGGCUCAUUGGAGCUGAGUCCUGUCCCUGCACAGGGAGCUGGGAGAUCUCAUGGGAUUCGGCCAUGACUCGAGAACAGCUGACACAUCCUGCAGCUAACGACGGAGCUCAGCGCUUAUGCGUUUGUAAUAAAUACAGUAGAGGAGGAACACUGGUUGCUUUAAACACCAGUGGCUUCAUUACCUUUAGUGUUUCACCAAAAAACGGGCUUUUCCACACCCUCACACCUGAGGGACGGAGGGAUUGUUGAUCCCAUUGGAUGCAUUACAUGAUUUACGGGUGGGUGGCAAAUAAUAGAUGAAGCAUUUUAGUGUUUUUCUCUCCAAGCUUUUAAUCCUCCCGAGCUGCAGCUGCCAUCAUUAUAUGAAGAUCAGGUGAGGGUCAACUGAGGCUACGAAAGGCUACGCAGCUACUGGACAGCUGUGAAACACUGAGAGACGCUGGGGAUGAAGGUGACGCCGCCUGUCUGGAAUAAAUAUUGUUCUAGAUAUUGUUCUAAAUUGCCAAAUAUUGUGAUGGUGGUGUUUUGCUGUCUCUCCCGUCAGCUUUAUAGUGUGGCUGUUUGUCUUCUUCAUCAGUGCAGGACGGAUCGUAUUCACUCUGCUUUCAAGUUUAGGCUUUGAAAUGUAAUUUUUUAUGACAAGGACCUUUUUACAUAAUGAAAGAAAGGAUGUGAUGCAUUGUGCGAGAAUACCGUGGAGCCGGACUGUGUGUACAUCUGCAUAACGACGGGAAGGCUAUUUGCAUUGUGUCUUAAUCACCCUUAUGAAUAAUAUUUACACUGGCACUGGAGCACAACACUUGUCGCGCUGCGAGGUCUGUACACAAACCACAGCGAUCAUCAACACCAGACUAGUGUGUGUGUGUGUGUGUGUGUGUGUGUGCGCGCGCCCCUUUUCUUAGCAGAGUCUGGGUCUCUGGGUCUGGGAAUACAGUAGAUUCAAUCUGUGCAAAUGAGAUUAGGGUAAAAUUAAAUAUUUAAACCUUUUGCCAAUUGAGUUGAUAAUGUACAAUAUCAUUAUAAUUGGCAAAGACAACAUGAAAGCAUAAAAAGUAAACAAUAAGAAAGCUGUCUAAGCAAUAAAAGUAGAUCUGGAUUAAAAUGAUUACUUAAUUUACUCCAGCAGUGUGAAAUAACCUACACCAGCACAGUAGAUUUAGAUGUAGAUGUCACUCAAAAAGGGAGGAAGUCACUGAUGAAAAUGGAAACUAAGCAGCGAGUGGCUAAUAUGAACAGCCAAUCAGAGAGCUCCCUCUCACCAACAGGCGGGUCAUGUAGAGUAAAACCCAGCAAGGUCAAGAAGGAGGAAUUUGUUAUUAACACGCUACAUAUUUCUGCAUAACCCAUAAACCAUGAACCAACAGUGGGACAGUUCACAGUCCACAGUGGUUUUCCUCCAGUGCCUCGUCCAUGUAUGGAAAUGUUCAGUAGUUGUUGGUUCAUGUUGCAGUGAUGGUCUCUGUCUCAAAUGGACAAUAAAAAUGUUUAAAGCUUA